CCGAGCCUGGAAUGGUGCGGGCGCUCAUUGAGCUCGCGGUUCUAGGGUGGGGACCUGUUGUCCCGGGCGACGGGCGGCCCGAGUGCGCAGGGACGGCCAGACAGGAAGAAAGCAGUCUGGCUCCCGAGACCCACCCCUCCUGCCCCAAGGUGCAGAUGGCGGCCAACGUGGGUGACCAGCGGAGCACAGAUUGGUCCUCUCAGUACAGCAUGGUGUCUGGGGCAGAGACACCCACGCACGAGAACCCCGAGUGGGAGAAGGCACGCCAGGCCCUGGCCAGCAUCAGCAAGGCAGGAGCCGGCGGCAGCUCCAAAGCCAGCAGCACUGGGCCCGUGAGCGGCGCACAGUACGUGUCCCAGGCAGAGGCGUCGGCGCUGCAGCAGCAGCAGUACUACCAGUGGUACCAGCAGUACAGCUACGCCUACCCCUACAGCUACUACUACCCCAUGAACGUGUACCAGAGCUAUGGCUCCCCCUCGCAGUACGGGAUGGGCGGCUCCUAUGGCUCAGCCACACCCCAGCAGCCGUCAGCCCCCCAGCACCAAGGGACAAUGAACCAGCCCCCGGUCCCUGGCCUGGACGAGAGCCUGGGCUACCAGGCGCCCCCGCAGCAGCUGCCUGCUGCCCAGCCCCCUCAGCCCUCGAACCCCUCCCACGGGGCUCAGGCCUUGAGCAGUGGUCCUCAGCCUGGGACAGCACCCGCCACACAGCACAGCCAGGCAGGCCCUGCCGUGGGCCAGGCCUAUGGGCCACACUACACAGAGCCGGCCAAGCCCAAGAAGGGCCAACAGCUGUGGAACCGCAUGAAACCAGCCCCUGGGACCGGAGGGCUCAAGUUCAACAUUCAGAAGAGGCCAUUUGCUGUGACCAACCAGAACUUCGGCUCCAGUGCGGAAGCCCAGCAUAGUGGCUUUGGCCCUCAGCCCAACCCGGAGAAAGCCCAGAACCACAGCGGGCCUGCGCCCCGGGGCGGGCUCUCCGGGAAGCCUGACGACUGGCCCCAGGACAUGAAGGAAUACGUGGAGCGCUGCUUCACGGCCUGCGAGUCCGAGGAGGACAAGGACCGCACCGAGAAGCUGCUCAAGGAGGUGCUGCAGGCCCGGCUGCAGGACGGCUCGGCCUACACCAUCGACUGGAGUCGGGAACCACUGCCGGGGUUGACCCGGGAGCCUGUGGCCGAGAGCCCCAAGAAGAAGCGGUGGGAGGCUCCGAGUAGCCUGCACCCUCCCAGGGGCGCUGGCUCUGCUGCGAGGGGCGGGAGCACCCAGGCCCAGCGGGGGACUCCGGGCGCCGGGGGUGCCGGCCGCGCCCGGGGCAGCAGCUUCGCCAAGUUCGGCAACCGUAACGUCUUCAUGAAGGACAACAGCUCUUCCUCUAGCACGGACUCCCGCUCCCGCUCCUCCUCCAGGUCCCCGACCCGUCACUUCCGCAGAAGUGACUCCCACUCAGACACCGACAGUUCCUACUCGGGGAAUGAGUGUCACCCUGUGGGCCGCAGGAACCCACCCCCCAAAGGCCGUGGUGGGCGAGGCGCCCACAUGGACCGGGGCCGUGGCAGGGCACAGCGUGGGAAGAGGCACGACCUGGCACCCACCAAGCGCAGCCGCAAGAAGAUGGCGGCACUGGAGUGCGAGGACCCAGAGCGCGAGCUGAAGAGGCAGAAGCGCGCGGCCCGCUUCCAGCAUGGGCACUCGCGCCGCCUGCGCCUGGAGCCCCUGGUGCUGCAGAUGGGCAGCCUGGAGGCCAGUGGGGCUGACCCCGACUGGCAGGAGCUGCAGAUCGUAGGCACCUGCCCCGACAUCACCAAGCACUACCUGCGGCUCACCUGUGCCCCGGACCCGUCCACCGUGCGCCCUGUGUCUGUUCUGAAGAAGUCACUGUGUAUGGUCAAGUCCCACUGGAAGGAGAAGCAGGACUACGCGUUUGCCUGUGAGCAGAUGAAGUCCAUUCGGCAGGACCUGACGGUACAAGGCGUCCGCACUGAGUUCACGGUGGAAGUGUACGAGACUCAUGCCCGCAUCGCCCUGGAGAAGGGGGACCAUGAGGAGUUUAACCAGUGUCAGACACAGCUGAAAUCCUUGUAUUCCGAGAACUUGCCGGGCAACGUGGGUGAGUUCACUGCCUACCGGAUCCUCUACUACAUCUUUACCAACAACUCGGGAGACAUCACCACAGAGCUCGCCUACCUCACCCGGGAACUGAAGGCAGACCCUUGUGUGGCCCACGCCUUGGCACUGCGGGCAGCCUGGGCUCUGGGCAACUACCACCGCUUCUUCCGGCUCUACAGCCACGCGCCCUGUAUGUCUGGCUACCUUGUGGACAAGUUUGCAGAUCGGGAGCGCAAGGCUGCCCUCAAGGCAAUGAUCAAAACCUUCCGCCCUGCGCUGCCCGUCUCCUACCUGCAGGCCGAGCUGGCCUUCGAGGGCGAGGCCGCCUGCCGGGCCUUCCUAGAACCCCUGGGCCUGGCCUACACGGGCCCGGACAACUCCAGCGUCGACUGCCGCCUCAGCCUGGCGCAGCUGUCCGCCUUCUGAGCACCCAGCCAGCACGGGGCGGGGGGCGGGCACAGCCCCCCAGCACCGCGUCGCGGAUUUGUUUUUGAGCCAUGGACUUGGGUUGUUGUAUAUUAACUGGGGGAGCCGCUCCAGGACGAGUGGCCCCCCGCCCCGCCUCCGGGGAGUCUGUACAGAGAUUUUUCUACGUUUUUAUUUUUGCCGCAGAGGGGAGGGGUGGCGGGAGGAGGGCGCGGGUGGGUGUGGUCUGCAGGCUGGCCGCUGCCUUCCACCACACUAAUGCUGUCUCAGUGUUUUCUCUCUCUCUUUCUCGAGCUGUACUCCGGCUGUGCCCGACCCGACGCCCGGCUCGUGCCAUGCCGGGGCCGCUGGCAAGAAGACAGGCCGUCCAGUCCAGGCCCGCUCAGCGGGGGCGCCCGCAAACCUGCGCUCCACCCGCCUCGUCGGCCUCAUCACAGACUCUUGUUGCCCAGCCCUGUGGGGCCUCAGUGUUUGGGUUCAGGGGAGCCACGUAAAGACUGUGCUCCAGCCUCGGCCCCCUGGCCCAGAAGUGCCGCCGUCGCCACGUGUCGCCGUCUCCAGCAGCC
Ochotona princeps (American pika) is the source of this 3100-nucleotide messenger RNA. It is a transcript of the gene LENG8, whose product is annotated as leukocyte receptor cluster member 8. NCBI's taxonomy places the organism in Eukaryota, Metazoa, Chordata, Mammalia, Lagomorpha, Ochotonidae. The transcript has 16 exons. Bases 12 to 2534 code for a protein of 840 amino acids. The record is from RefSeq and is a predicted model, not a curated record. Gene Ontology annotation, cellular component: nucleus.